GGCAGCUCUGCCACGACCGGGGCUACUUGGUGACCCAGGACGAGCUGGACCAGACGCUGGAGGAGUUCAAGGCGCAGUUCGGUGACAAGCCCAGCGAGGGCCGGCCCCGGCGCACGGACCUGACGGUGCUGGUGGCUCACAACGACGAUCCCACCGACCAGAUGUUCGUCUUCUUCCCCGAGGAGCCCAAGGUCGGGAUAAAGACGAUCAAGAUGUACUGCCAGCGGAUGCAGGAGGAGAACAUCACCAGGGCGCUGAUCGUGGUGCAGCAAGGCAUGACGCCUUCGGCAAAGCAGUCCCUGGUGGAUAUGGCUCCCAAGUACAUCCUGGAGCAGUUCCUGCAGCAAGAGCUCCUGAUCAACAUCACGGAGCACGAGCUGGUCCCGGAGCACGUUGUCAUGACCAAGGAAGAAGUAACCGAGCUCCUGGCCCGGUAUAAGCUGAGGGAGAACCAGCUCCCAAGGAUACAGGCCGGGGAUCCUGUGGCCCGGUACUUCGGAAUAAAGCGUGGACAGGUCGUGAAGAUCAUAAGACCGAGCGAGACUGCGGGGCGCUACAUCACCUACAGACUGGUGCAGUGA
Molecule: messenger RNA, 581 nt
Organism: Leptosomus discolor (cuckoo roller)
Lineage: Eukaryota; Metazoa; Chordata; Aves; Leptosomiformes; Leptosomidae
Source: RefSeq, a predicted model, not a curated record